Molecule: messenger RNA, 980 nt
Organism: Cuscuta epithymum
Lineage: Eukaryota; Viridiplantae; Streptophyta; Magnoliopsida; Solanales; Convolvulaceae
Source: the annotation of a GenBank genome assembly
CAGAAAAUCACAAUGACGACCAGUUUCAGCAUGAGAGCCUUUCCACUCCCUGACCCCGCCGUCAACGUAAUCGGAUUCCGCUUGCUCGUCAAAGAAACGUCACCGGCGCCGCCGGACGCCGCCCCAGUCGUCCGCGCCGUGAGGGACAGUCGCGUGAAAGUCCCGUUCCAUCCCGGCCACGAUAUGUCUUCUCUGGGAAGCGCGUUUUGGUUCAUCACCUCCAAAUUGGCUGAAAGCUUCGGCCUGGAUUCUAUGGUGUGCAGCCAAUGGGCGAGCUCCAUGGUUCCCUUUGCUCUGUCCAACGUCCCGGACCGGACUUCCGGCGUGAUCCUCUCCUACGUCAUUGAGGAGAAUUUCUCAGUCCCGUCACAACCGCCGCCGCCGCAGCGUGCUCUGUUUCUCGACGGAACUCUGGUUUUCGACGCCGCCGAUGUCUCACGAUUCUCGGCCGCCCCUGUCCCGUCUUUUCCGGCCCGGGGGAGGUCUGGGAUUGAGACGAGUUAUGGCCAGGGUGCUCUGUUUGUGGACGGCGGUCUGGUUUUCAACGGUUUUGCCGAUGACCCAUAUUUCCGGGUCGCCGUUCCCCCGCCUUUGCCGGCGGAAGGUAUGUCGGAGAAUGAGAUUUCAAGCUUAAAGACGGAGGCUUUUGGUGGCGGAAAAGGCGAGGCUUGUAGUAUCUGCUUAAACGAUUUUAUCAGAGGGUCGGCGAUCAUAUCUCUAUCGCCAUGUUCCCACAAAUUUCACAAAGGCUGCAUUGCCAAGUGGCUGCGGAGAAGAAGGACCUGUCCAAUGUGCAGGACAAUUGCCUUGGUUCCUUGAAACAAAACCAGAAAACAUUCAAUUAUUAGUUUAACAGAUUCUUAUUCCAGGAUUUUGUGAAUCCUAUUUUUUUUGUAACACCUCGGCUGCUAUAUUUAUUGAACUCUAAUUUGUAGUUUUUAUGAGAUUGUUAAAUGAAAUUAUGAUAUAUAUUCUCAACU